Messenger RNA from Paramuricea clavata, 10688 nucleotides. NCBI's taxonomy places the organism in Eukaryota, Metazoa, Cnidaria, Anthozoa, Malacalcyonacea, Plexauridae. The record is from the annotation of a GenBank genome assembly.
AGGUUUAUCACAUUAUGGAAAUCCAUUUAUGUUUACAAUUACCGUCCGGUCCUAUUAUUUUCGUAAUACAUGUUAAAACAGUUGGGCAAAGAAUCUAUGCUUUACUAGAGAAGGAAAAUCUGGCGUUGAGGCAGCAAUUACAGGAAAAGGAUGAGUUGAUAAAAGAAAUAAAAAUAGAAUGUGAAAGGCUUGAAAUGGAGAAACGAAAACUUUUUGAAGAAUGUAUAUCGAUAGAAAACAAACUACAGCAGUUGAAAGAUAGAUAUGGAAAUUUGGAAAAAGAAUACAAAGAUACAUUACUAGAGCUUGAAACACUUUCCGUUGAGAGCGAUUCCAAAACGAACUUAGGGAAGGAAAGCGAGACGUUGCAAAAACUAUUUUCUCCAAAGCCAUCGGCAUCGUUAGUUGUUAACAUGGAAGGUAAUAGUUCGCCUCAUUUUAGUCCCAGUUCAACCAUAAAUUCUGACGUUCAGCCGAGCGACGUUCAGUCCGAGGAGGAAAAGAAACCAUUGGCUGUUUUGCACUUGUCGUUUUCAUCAGGAAAGCAAUCUGUAGGCGAGGAUGGAGAAUUGGUGGUAAAUGCAUGUCAAGCCGAUACCGAAAGCAAAGAAUUUGAAGCUCAAAAUCAGAACCAAGGGAAGCAUGAAAGCUUUGAUUCUUCACUUGAUUCAACGCGGUUCCCUAUUGAAGUAGAAGAAAGAAGUAAUGCAGAGCCGUUAGGUCUCAUAAAUGAACCUUCUUCUUCAGUUAGUUCCCAUGUCUACAACGUUUACAGACUAUUAUUAAUAACAAUAUCCGAUAGGUUGCCAAACAGCGAUAUUAUCAAGCUUAAAGAAUGGGCGGAUGAAAAGUUCUCAGUCGACACUGAUCUAAGUGCAGAGAAAGUUAUUUUACAAUUGGACCAGAAAAGUGCUAUCAAUAUACUGGAUUUAAGUCCGCUCCGUGCAUUCUUGGAGUCAAUUUCCAGAUAUGAUCUGGUAUACCUUAUCGAUGAAUUUUAUAAUGGUGACUAUGCUAAGUUGAAACAGUUGAUCAAACAGCAUGAGUCGAGAAACAAUAUUUACGAACGAGUGACCAAUUUAAAUCGAGUACACUCAUCUGGCGUUCUUCUACCACUCAAUAAGACUCAAGGAUCUUCGCUAAAGCCCAAUCCCGUUAACCGGGAUAUAAACAUUGUUCAAGAAUUACAACGACCUAGCACAGCUGACAAGAACAAUGGCGUAUUCAUUGCCAGGAAUCGCCAAUGUACUGAUAGUGUUCGUUUAAAUUCUACCAGCACCAGCAAUACUAUUGUAAGUUGUAAUAGAUUUUCAACGCAUGAAAAUUCAGAAGAUAUUCCUGAUGAUCCUGCAGUUAAAAACACAAGAGGUUGGUAAACAAACUAUUUUAAUUUUCCAGUGUUUAAAAAUCUUUAGUUCCAAUCAAUAUUUUUUUCUGAUAAUUAUGCCAUUCCCGAAAUCUGUUCUACCCUUCACAAUAGACAUUAAUUUUUAUAUCUAUUUCGGUAAAAUUACAAAUAAGUGCAGAAAGGUUUGGUGUGAUGUCACAUCCAAUAGUAGGAAUGGGAGAGGGUCUGGACGCACCCCUAGGAUUGCAUUUCCUGCGUUUGCUGAAUCAGAUUUUUGGUUAUACUGUAGAUAGACUUAGUAUUCCUUAAAGUACAGGCAUGGUAUGUUUAUGUAAAUAUCGCAACUCGGUCACUCUCAGAUAUGCUAUCUAAUGGGAAAUUUUUAAAAUCUAAGGUACUCACAACACAAUGUGAAAUUGAACAAUUGAAACAGCAAAUAUAAUGCAAAGUUAAAUGAACAUUUCGUGAAGCGUUCAAGAGUGAAUAUUACCUUAUAUUUAAGCUUAUGGAGGAAAAAUAACAUACCUAUUUAUAUAAUUUAGAAAUUGAAAAAAAAAAAUAAUUAAAAACAAUGAACGUGCAUUCGUGUUGCCAUGGUAUCUAUGCCACGCGUUAAGUGCAUUGUUUGGGGAUUAUAUUUAUUUUGUUGACUAAAAAAUCGUUACAAUGGACCAUUUGCAUUAUAGACUAAAUUUUGAUCUAGACAAAAAUUUCAUCACAGCUUCAAAGAACAUCACAAAAUUAGUAAUAUUCCAAAGUUUCGUUGCGAAAUGUUGUGAGAUGCGGAUAAUAUAGCCUUGCGAAGUUUGCCGUUUUUCAGCCAUUUCGUGUUACGCACGGGAAAUUGACAGCCCAAUCGGGUGUUGGGGCAUCAAUUUCCCGUUUGUAAUACAAAAUGACUGAAAAUUGCAAAUUUUGCAAGGCUAUAUUCAGGGUUGCAAAAUCUGUUCAAAUUUUCUCCGGGUAAAAUUUAAAGUUUUCAAACCUUCCUCAAAAUAAACUAAAUAGAUACGGCUUGAUCAAAUAGCAAUAUACUAGAGUAUACAGGGUGUAUCAAAAUAAACGCAAUUCAUUUUUGUGCUUAAUAACUUUCGAAAUACUAUUUCUAGUUAAACGCAUUUUGGCUUACUUCAAAGCCUGUUCUUUUCUCUUUCAAACAAACUAUUAUCUUUGUCUCCAAUGCUAGUAAUGAUUGCACAGGAAAAGAUUUAGUAAAACCUAUCAUUUUUAGUUGCUGUUUAAUUAUGCAAGUCUACUAUGUUAUUGUUUAGUCGGUUUAAAUGUUAGAAUUUUCUUCUUUAAACUUUAGUGUUGUCGUCAUUACAUCUGGAAAACCACGUAAGAACAAAUUAAAAGUAUUUUAAAAGAGACCAGGUUGUUUGAAAAUCCCAAACGAACGCUAAAAAUCAUAGAAUCAAAACAUUCUUGUGUCUGAGCCAGAGUGUCAUCGAAUUGCGAUGUAAUGUAAACAGAAAUUAUAGCAAGCUGAUGUCAGUCAGCUUAGAUGGUCCAAGCCAAAAUUAUAUCGCAUUUGAAGUUUCAAACUGUGUUAAAAAUAGUGGGAGAAAAGCCGUAAUUAUACUUAUUGUUACAAUCCAUUUAAUAAAAUGCAACAUUUGUUUGUUUUAAUGAAAACAUCAGUUAUUUUCAUGAGAACGAUUUGUUAUUCCUUCUCAAUUUUUUUAAUCUCCAAUCGCAAUAACGUAUAUUAUUAUUACCCGCGAACCAAUGAGUCAAAUUUAAGAAACAACCCAUGCACUGUUAAAAAGCUGAAUGGCUACGCUUUAAAAUGAAUGUAAACUUUAACGUUUUCGUCUAUUAUUUGUUUAGCAAUUUACAUUUCAGUCGAGGAUUGCGUUUUUUUUUUUAUACACCCUGUAUAAUCUUAACUGAUUCUGAAAGCAUAUAACACACAGUACACGAUUCUAAUAUAUAAAUUUGCCAUAAUAGAUUUAUACUUUGGACAAAGUGGACAGUCCGUACCUACUACGUCUACAUCCUAUAUCAUAUAUUGAAUAUAAAAUAAUAUUAAAAAAUGAUAUUACUGUACUUGCAUGCGCUUUUGAAAGGCAUUUGAGAGUGUUCAGAUCCUCAGAAGUGUGACCCAAUCGCCCAAUUUCACAAUCAGUGAGGCAGCGAAUGCUCUCACUUGUUUCUGAGGCAAAGUGCUAAAUUUAAACAAAGCAGUAUGACGUAGAUAGUGCCCUGCAUGGCAGUUUAUGGCAAUGUUUGGAGUGGUUAAAAAUCAAUGCAAUGGCAAUAUACCUCUAUACCAGACGCUACCAAUCCUGCAAUAUAUUUAUGGUUAUCUUAUAGUUUGUGGGAAUUGACUGUGUAGGUAUCAGAUAUGUAAAUAAUGAUUUCGAUUAUAGGACCUCGAUAUAUUCCGUCGAUCUGUAUUAAAUAUGUAUGACAGCUAUACACAACUCAGUAAUUAAGCUCUACAUCACACAUGCUAAAAUAUCUUCCUCAACUUUGUUUAUAAUGCCAUAUUUAUAUAAUUAUUACAAUGUUUAGUUGCUACAACAUUGAUGGUUUAUUUCAUUAAAUAAAAAAUUCCUAACAUUUAAUAUUUCUGAGAGUUCUGAAGUGAAGUGUCAAAAACCAAAAUAAACAUAUUACAGUACACAUUUCUGUCAUUUCCAACAUAUCUCCUUGAACUAAGUGCAAAGUUCCUGUAAAAUGCAAUGAAAUUUCUUUCAACUUUCUGCUUGUUUGAAUUGGCAGUUUAAAAUGGCACUAAAACUCCCAAUAUAAAAUAUAAAAUACCUUAACUGUCUUGAAAUAUUUUGUCGGGCGAUACAUUUAUAUUGUGUAACAAAAUAUAAAAAAAUUUAACACAGCUCUUAAAACACAGUUGGGCUGUGAUGAGAAUCCAGCAAGUUAUUUUAUGUGGCCUAAGGCACCUCUGAUACUAGACACUUACACGUUUUAAUUUUACAGAAUAUUUUCAGUAAUUUGUCUUCUCAGUACUCUCCAAUGUCAUAGUCAUCUGGUAUACUGUAGGUAUGUACUACUGUAUAUCACAAUAGUGCCACCACAACUUGUCAGCCUCAACUGCCUUAUUCAACCUUGAUUUAUUUGUUUUACUCUUUUGGUGUUAGCGACCAUUGGCCACUAAACCUUCCUCACUGACCUCACCUAUAUUAUCCGCACUUUACAACAUUUCGCAACGAAACUUUGGAAUAUUACUAAUUUUGUGAUGCUCUUUCAAGCUGUGAUGAAAUUUUUGUCUAGACUUGUUUAGACCAAAAUUUAGUCUAUAAUGCAAAUGAUCCAUUGAAAUCAAUAUGUGUCACCGAUAUGUUAUAUGCUAUUCCUGACUGAAUAUAUUUGACCUUCAAAAAUAUAUAUACUUCUAUUUCCACAAAGUUAAUAUGAAGGUUGUAAACUCUUUCAGAAACGUUGGCGAAAUUUUUACGACUGCGGAUAUAUUACCACACGUUAACCCAUCUUUCCUCCACAUUUGUUUCGGUUUAACGAAUAAGAAACUCAGAGUUUCAAAAAGCGUUCAACCUUCCUUCGAGUAACAUUCAAAUUUUCAAACCUUCUAGGCCACAAAAUAAUGUUAGUUAUGGCUUUUUGAAAUUGGAAAAUAUAUAAUUAUGUCUUUCAAAAUCAGUUUCUUAUUCUAACUAGUAUAUUUAAUUAGCAUUGAUCAGCUGCUUGAUUGCAAUGUACUCUCAUAUAGACAAAAGGGUCAUGCUGGCGACUGCUAGACGAUGUAUAUGCUGAUAUGCAACGAUUGCUACAGAAACCGGCUCCCUAGAAAGUUACUGUUGUCAUGCGACAGCGUUAGGAAAUGUGUACCACAUAACUACAGAAUCGAUACAAUAUCAGCAUUCUGCCAAACCUCGAUUUGUCAAGUAUCAGCUAGUUUUGAGUAUAGAGUGUUCCACAUUAGUGAGAUUAAGAAAACGACGUCUUUGUCAACACGAGUACGGAUGUCACCCAAAAAUUGGUAUAACUAAUUUUGGCGGAAUUUUGCAUCAUGCCGCUCGUGUAAGGAAGCAAAACACUUUAAAAAUCUUAUGUUUUGUCAGAUCUGCUGUAGAUUACCACAAACUGACAGUUUUUAAUCCAGUAUCCCCUCGACAAUCUAUAACGUUGCUGUUGGCAAGAACUUUGUCUGCUUAAGAUCGUUAUAAAAACCUUCCUCACUGACCUCACAUAUGCAGGUAAACCUUCCUCGCGGUGGUGCCCCCAUACCCGCAACUUUUUUGGAACUCGGAAAAAAAAUGAAUACAUGCAGUAUAUAAAAUUAAUUUGAAUUAGCCUUUCUCACGACGACGAAUAUCCGCCAUUUUUUGGUGGCAUCUACAAUCCUGGUCAAAUAUCCUUGGCGCACUUAAUCUAAAUAGCAUCAGCUUUACUUCAUUUCUGAUUACCAUAUAAAUACUUGCUCAAUUGAUGCAAAAUUUCAUGUCCAAACACCCCCUAUCUCCCUUAUCAAUGUUGUGUAACACCUUGGACGUCUAACACACAUCAAACAACAUUGAACGGGGGAAAGGGGGGUUGCUAUGCUUGUUAUUGAAAUGAGAAUCAAAUUUCGCCCAGUCUGUGUCAAGUGCGCCAAAAUAUUUGACCAGGAUUGUAGUUCUCGUUAACCAAUGCAGACAAUUAAAAAGCAUGUGAAAAGCAAUUUUUCAAAAUAAACUAACCGUUUACGUAUACAAAGCAAAUUUACCACCAUUCGUCCAAAUAAUUAUAAAAAUUCGCUGUUAUGUGAAUUUAUCUCGCAGACAUCGGCUGAAAAACCACACAAAAAUGGCGGCGUGAGAAAGGCUAAUUGAUUAUAACCGUUUUGUGCAUUUAACCAAUUUAGGAAACCCAAGUGAUGAGAACAGAAUGAGUCUAACGGAUACUCCAGUGACUACAAGAAAAAUCAAUGGAAUGGAGAUGCCGAAUGCACGACAGCCAUCAUCUCAAAAUCAUGACGCCCAGAAUGAUGCUGCUUCUUCUCAAUGCCAUGGUACUUUUCAAUGCCAACCAGAUGAUCAAUUCGAGGGAUCAGGAAACGGUGAUGAAGACAAUUGGCUAUGUAAUCAUUACAAAAGAAGGUGCUUGGUGAAAUUCGAAUGCUGCAAUAAAUACUGGCCAUGCCACCGUUGUCAUAACAGCGAGAGCUCGUGUGGGCGUACGAAACUAAAAUCACGUGAUACGACGAUGCUCAAGUGUGUCGAAUGCGGAAAAGAACAGCAGGUAACGAACAAGAUGAUAAAGUUGUUUACACAUAUUUGUGAUUUCUUUAGUACAGUGCCGAUGUGCAACAGCAGAAGUUAUCUAGUGACAUGGUAAUAAUUGAAUAAUUUAAAGAGAAAGCGGUUUCUUAGACUUGUAAACCAAUUGAAACGAAAUACAUUAAAGCCUCUUUGUUAAGAAAAAUUGCUCGUAUCCUGAAAGCUGUGUUUGUUAGCAAGUCCAAAGUAUUAUUUUUGGAUUUACUUUGUGUGCGAAAAAUGGUAAGCUAUUUCUUGGUCGGAUAAUAAUAUAUUGAUAUUGGACGAUUUAUAAGCUGUAAUUCUUUCGCUUUUUCUUUCUAGUUUGGUAAAAAUGGUCAAUUUUGUGUUUCGUGUAACACUAAAUUCGCUAAUUUCUACUGUGGACUGUGCAAACAUCUUACUGGAAAUGAUGAUUACCCCUAUCAUUGCGAUAAAUGUGGCAUUUGCAGGUAAGAAUUUGACAUAAAAUUAUAGAACGUAGGCUACAUUUUCCAUCCAAAGUGUACUAGGAAAAAGUGGGGAAUUAAGGUAGCGAAUAUUUUUGCUGUACAAAUACAAUCUUUAUCUUGUCAGAAUUAUGAUCGAGUCGCGUUUAUUUUCUAGGAUUCAUGGAGAUCGAUCGUUUCAUUGUGAUGUAUGUGGUGUUUGUCUUGAUGUUCAACUUCGUGGAAAUCAUAAAUGUCGUCCUGAUUCCGCCCAUGAUGAAUGUUGCAUCUGUUCGGAGGUGAAUACAUAAUCUUAUUUCAAUGCAAGAUCAAAUUGUUUGCGACAGAAUGAUUAACUAAUAUGAUGCUCCAGUGUAUCGGAAACUUGAAGGAUUACAGGAUCAAACGUGCAUAUAAAUAUCACACGAACUCCGACUUUUCAAGGUUUUUCGUUGUUAUUCACUGUAUUCCAGACGAUUAGUCGUGGCUCAAAGGGCCUUGAUAGUUUUUUUUAGGUCGGUUUAAUGCAGUAAUCCCUCAGAAUCCUUCCGAAAUUAAUUUUUAAUUUGUCAACAUAAUUUGUUUUGACUGUUUUCUACAGGACGCAUUCACGGGCUGCCAGAUUCUUCCAUGUUCCCACAAAGUUCACAAAGAAUGCGCCAUUCAGAUGAUUCGGAGCGGAAUGUAAGUCCAUUGAUCGUUUAAAAUAUUUGCACAUAUAAUUUCCUCACAACAAAAUUUUGCAGUCAAUGGAAAUAGACUCAGGGCUAUUGGGGAGAGGAUUAAGGGCAAUCGCGAAAAGGAUUAAUUUUUUUUUGUUGUGGUAUUGUAUUUGGCGACAAAAGUUAAAACACAUAUAUUGCCAACAAUUUUCCGAUAUAGGCUAUAUGUGUCGACGGGGUUGAGGUUGGGUGGGGAGGUCAAAUUCGAUUAGUCGAACAAUGUAGAAAUCUACGACAAAAUCCUUCAUUUUUCCGACAAGAUGCUUUCAGUGGGUGGUGUCACCCCCCUUCUCCCACAGCGACGGCCCUCGAUAAAUUGGAAUUCAAAGUAGUGCUGUUCGUGACCAAACUCAAUUAUACACAAUUCUUCAGAAAGAGUUGAAACAGAAUAAAAUAGAAAACACGUCCGAUAAUACAAACACACAAACAUCAAUACUUAACUAGAAAAUACAUGCAUCCAGAAACCCUUGCCUUACUGAUAAAACAUUAUGUUUUCGGAAAAUGAAGAGUUGGAAAGUAGUUGUUAUGGUAACACGAUAAUUUUAAGAAUAGUUUUAAAAUUGAAAAAUCUUCUCAAAAUAUCACUUUUAAUAACAAAAUUAUCAAUUUCCCAAACAUAUAUAUGCUAGGUAUGUUAUUAUGCGUAAUAUAAGCUUCAACUUAAUUGAAAAAUUCAACCACAAAUGCUUUGCAAAACGUUUUAAAAUGUUCUUAGAACUAAACGGCCUUUUAUCGAGUUAUCGGUAAACAUUGAGUUUGAAAUAAACUGAUUUCAAAUACUCGCAUGAAAAUAGCUUUGCUUUCCUCUUUAUUUAAAUAUUUUAAGAUACAAAAGAAAGGGUAAUUAAUAAAACUACACUGAAAUUAUAUGCUGUCUUUAAUUUUUCACUUAUAUGCGCAACGGCAACGACAAGCGCAACAAUAGUGUAUCAGUUCUAUAUUCGCAGUAUCGCCCACUACUAUCAGUUAUUAAUAUAUCAAUUAUAAAACAAACAAUACAUCAAUAUUUACAACAAAUUUACCUUCAUUAACGUCGGCGACUUUGCUCCAUUCUUUUAAAAGUUUUUAGACGUUUUUUGUGCUCUCAGAAAGUUUUUGAAAUUUACAAAAUCUUGCAAAAAUACUUAAAUACAACUUGAAAGAAAUGUUUGUUAUUUCGCUGUCGUCAAUGCAGUCGUUAUAAUGCAAAUUUCAAAUUUGACCAAUCAAUGUUCACUAUUCACGACAGUCCGCUACAUAUUUUGAGAUCAGUGAGGAUGACCACCCAUGAACGGUGAGCCAUGCGCCCAUGAUAUUUGAUGAACUUUAGACUUCGCUAGUGCAUUCCUUUCCUUGGUGUAAAUAGCCAGGCGGAAUUAGUACCCUCGCACGGCGCUUCGCGCCGUCCGCUCGGAGACAAAAUACACUGUGUGGUAAGUCAAUGAGGAUCAUCAAACUAUUUUUCGAGUUAAUUUACUUUGAAGCCAAAUGUCAGCAAUAUUAAUUGAAACAUAAUUGUUAAUAUAGCAAUAGCAGUUGCGCUAUUUUUGUGACAAAUUGAAAUUAUUUAUAUGAAAAAACCCUGUUUGUUUUUCGACGAGUAAUAAUAAACUGAAAAUACGGAUAUAUAAGUAUGAUGUAUAUGAGUACGACAUUGAAUUAUAUAGGUGAAAAAACUCUUAAUGUAUUAUAUUUUCUUCUCUCUUCUUCUCCAGAACUCGUUGUCCAACAUGCCAUGAAAGUUUCGCUCACAAACUUGUGAGACGACAGACUGGAACGAAAACUGCAAAGAAAAGUUGAACCAAAAUCCUGGAAAUUGCGUGCUAUACGUGCAAGCACUUAAGGUGGCUCGCUACAGUUUAUAGAAAUGUUGAAAAUGCGUAAAGUAGAUCACUUUUUUGAAGAGAUGAUGCUCUUCACAAAUCGAAAUUUGUAUGUUAUAUAUACAGCGACAAUCAAACAGUCGAAAAUUGCUCAGAAAAGUGACGUGACCACUGUUGCUAUGGCAACAAUGACGGUUCAAGAUGGCCGAUAUUUUGGCUUUGAACGCAUUUUACUUUAAAAAAAGGUCGGUUACCCUCAUUUUUUAUUUCAGAAAACAUUUUCUUGAUAGCGCAGGUAUACCGCAGGCAUAUAUGUGAACCAGGCUAAAGAAAGAGUAAAGUAAUGUGCUUAGCUGAUAUUUUAUUUCGCUUGAAUAUACUUCUUCGCCAAAUUGCCUUUCUUUUUACUGAAGUGAAGUCGAUCGUUUAAGAACUGAAUAUCGAACAACAUGGUCAUGGAGCAUGCAAAACGUACUUGCAUCCAAGGACGUCAAAUUAAAGCCACGUUACUUCGAAAACUACAGGGUGUAUAAAAAAAACUGCAAACACUAUAAUUUGCAUAAUUCUGUAACCUACCUUUUUUAAAGUAAAAUGCGUUCAAAGCCAAAAUAUCGGCCAUCUUGAAUCAUCAUUGCUGCCAUAGCAACAGUGGUCACGUCACUUUUCUGAGCAAUUUUCGGCUGUUUAAUUUUCCAUAGAGUAGCAUUAUUAAAUAAAGUUAACAAAAGCCAAAACAAUUCUAAAAGUAUAACAGUGUUAGAUAGACUACUCUUAAAAUUUUGAGAAUUAUCGAAUUUAAAUAGGUAUUACAAUUUUUAGUAGUGAGUAAUAUGUUUAUGUUGUAAAUACUGCAUUUUACAGUUAGUUUAUAGACUCUGUAAUUCAAUUUAUUGCGUCAGCUAUACAUAGCGGUCAGUUUCGCGUUUGUGCCUGAUCAAAUGUAACUUUUACAUGUCUAUUACAUUUAAAAGAUGAAUCAAUCUAAUCAACAUUGUCCCAUUUAUGUCGUAAUUCGUCCUUCUUUCAUCUAAAAUUAAUAUUUACUUGAAAGUUGAAACUGUGGAUUUGUCCUUUGGAUAGUGGACGUAAACUACUUGUGGACCUUGGAUUUUUAUGCGCUGGUUAAUGCUAUCCAAGCUUUUUAUACCGGAUUAAAUAAUUCACUCGGA